This is a messenger RNA of Huiozyma naganishii CBS 8797, 360 nucleotides long. RefSeq names its product Pkr1p (gene PKR1). Bases 1 to 360 code for a protein of 119 amino acids. Gene Ontology annotation, cellular component: endoplasmic reticulum membrane. NCBI's taxonomy places the organism in Eukaryota, Fungi, Ascomycota, Saccharomycetes, Saccharomycetales, Saccharomycetaceae. The record is from RefSeq and is a predicted model, not a curated record. The transcript has a single exon. Gene Ontology annotation, biological process: vacuolar proton-transporting V-type ATPase complex assembly.
AUGGCAUCCUUUUUCGUACAGUUAUGGGAUAGCAUAUUCCAACCGGGUACCACGCCUCAAUUGGUGAUCGCCACACACGCGUCGUUCACUGCACUACUGCUUACACUAGGAUGGUUGAUAUACGUCACACAGGGUAACAUCCACUUCAUAAUGCUCGCCCUGAUCGCAUCGUUGCUUUGGGCUGCGGUAGGUUGGUUCAUCGUGGAGUUGAGCAGGGCAGACCUCAAGAAGAACGAAGAGUUGACACAAGAAAGUAAGGAGUCGCUCACCGGGGACGGCAAGACUACAUCGGAAUCGGCUACCGCUACAGGCCAGAAACUGCCAUCCCAAAAAAAUUCCACUAGAUCCAGAAAGUUAUAA